Cavia porcellus (domestic guinea pig) is the source of this 5812-nucleotide messenger RNA. It is a transcript of the gene Rbl1, whose product is annotated as RB transcriptional corepressor like 1. NCBI's taxonomy places the organism in Eukaryota, Metazoa, Chordata, Mammalia, Rodentia, Caviidae. The transcript is spliced from 22 exons. Gene Ontology annotation, cellular component: transcription regulator complex; chromatin; nucleus. The record is from RefSeq and is a predicted model, not a curated record. The coding region runs from base 76 to 3279 and encodes 1067 amino acids. Gene Ontology annotation, biological process: cell differentiation; negative regulation of G1/S transition of mitotic cell cycle; regulation of transcription by RNA polymerase II. Gene Ontology annotation, molecular function: RNA polymerase II transcription regulatory region sequence-specific DNA binding.
CUUUGUCGCGGGUGAUUGUGGGUAGUGCGCCAGGGAGGGAGAAAGAACUCGGGCUGCGGCGCGCCGCCCGCGGGGAUGUUCGAGGACGCUCCCCUCGCAGAGGGGGCGGCGGUGGUCGCCGCGGCCGGGGAGGCGCUGCAGGCCCUAUGCCAGGAGUUGAACCUGGAUGAGGGGAGCGCAGCCGAAGCCCUGGACGACUUCACCGCCAUCCGGGGUAACUACAGCCUAGAGGGAGAAGUUAUACACUGGUUGGCAUGUUCACUGUAUGUUGCGUGCCGCAAAAGCAUUAUUCCCACGGUUGGAAAGGGAAUUAUGGAAGGAAACUGUGUUUCACUCACCAGAAUACUACGUUCGGCUAAAUUAAGUUUAAUAGAGUUUUUUAGUAAAAUGAAGAAGUGGAUGGACAUGUUAAAUCUGCCACAAGAAUUUCGUGAACGUAUAGAAAGACUAGAGAGAAAUUUUGAAGUAUCUACCGUAAUUUUUAAAAAAUUCGAGCCAAUUUUUUUAGAUAUAUUUCAAAAUCCAUAUGAAGAGCUACCAAAGUUACCACGAAGCAGGAAACAGAGGAGGAUUCCUUGUAGUGUUAAGGAUCUCUUUAAUUUCUGUUGGACACUGUUUGUUUACACAAAGGGUAAUUUUCGCAUGAUUGGGGAUGAUUUAGUAAACUCUUAUCAUUUACUUCUAUGCUGCUUGGAUCUGGUUUUUGCCAAUGCCAUUAUGUGUCCAAAUAGACGAGACUUACUAAAUCUGUCAUUCAAAGGUUUACCAUCUGAUUUCCAUACUGCUGACUUCAGGGCUUCUGCAGAGCCUCCCUGCAUCAUUGCUGUACUGUGUGAAUUGCAUGAUGGACUUCUAGUAGAAGCAAAAGGAAUAAAGGAACACUACUUUAAACCAUAUAUUGCAAAACUUUUUGAUAGGAAGAUUUUAAAAGGAGAAUGCCUCCUGGAUCUCUCCAGUUUUACUGAUAACAGCAAAGCAGUGAACAAGGAGUAUGAAGAAUAUGUUCUAACUGUUGGUGACUUUGAUGAGAGGAUCUUUUUGGGAGCAGAUGCAGAAGAGGAAAUUGGAACACCCCGAAAAUUCACUGGUGACACCCCAUUAGGAAAACUGACUAUGCAAGCUAACAUGGAGUGUAAUCUUCAACAACACUUUGAAAAAAAAAGAUCAUUUGCACCUUCUACUCCACUGACAGGAAGAGGAUAUUUACGAGAAAAAGAAACCGUCAUUACUCCUGUUGCUUCAGCCACCCAAAGUGUUAGCCGCUUACAGAGUAUUGUGACUGGAUUGAAAAAUGCACCAAGUGAACAACUAACAAGCAUUUUUGAAUCUUGUAUGCGAAAUCCUAUGGAAAACAUUAUGAAAAUAGUGAAAAACAUUGGAGAAACUUUCUGCCAACACUAUACUCAAUCAACAGAUGAACAGCCAGGAUCUCACAUAGACUUUGCUGUAAACAGACUAAAGUUGGCAGAAAUUUUGUAUUAUAAAAUACUAGAGACUGUAAUGGUUCAGGAAGCACGAAGACUUCAUGGAAUGGAUAUGUCAGUUCUUUUAGAGCAAAACAUAUUUCAUCAUUCCUUGAUGGCUUGUUGUUUGGAAAUUGUGCUUUUUGCCUAUAGCUCACCACGUACUUUUCCUUGGAUUAUUGAAAUUCUCAACUUGCAGCCAUUUUAUUUUUAUAAGGUAAUUGAGGUGGUAAUUCGCUCAGAGGAGGGACUCUCCAGGGACAUGGUGAAACAUCUGAACAGCAUUGAAGAACAAAUUUUAGAGAGUUUAGCAUGGAGUCACAAUUCUGCUCUGUGGGAAGCUCUCUCAGCUUCUGCAAACAAAGUCCCUACUUGUGAAGAAGUUAUAUUUCCAAAUAACUUUGAAACAGGAAAUGGAGGAAAUGUGCAGGGGCAUCUUCCCAUGAUGCCAAUAUCUCCUAUAAUCCAUCCAAGAGUCAAGGAAGUUCGGACUGACAGUGGGGGUCUUCGAAGGGAUAUGCAACCAUUGUCUCCAAUUUUGAUCCAUGAACGCUACAGUUCUCCUACUGCUGGGAGUGCUAAGAGAAGACUUUUUGAAGAGGAUCCACCAAAGGAAAUGCUUAUGGACAAGAAUAUGACAGAAGGAACAAAGUUGAAAAUUGCUCCCUCUUCAAGCAUCACUGCUGAAAAUAUAUCAAUUUCACCUGGGCAGACUCUUCUAACAAUGACCACAACCACAGUAGCAGGGACAGCAGGACAUCAAGUUACAAUUCCAUUACAUGGUGUUGCGAAUGAUGCUGGGGAGAUCACACUGAUUCCUAUUGCCAUGAAUACAACUCAGGAAUCCAAAAUUGACAGUCCCAUAUCACUCACUGCACAGUCAUUAAUUGGUGCUUCUCCAAAACAAACCUGUUUGUCUAAAGCACAAGAGAUUCAUCUGACUGGAAUAAAACCAAAGAGAACUGGGUCCUUAGCACUAUUUUACAGAAAGGUCUAUCAUUUGGCAAGUGUACGCUUACGUGAUUUAUGUUUAAAACUGGAUGUUUCAAAUGAUUUACGAAGGAAGAUAUGGACAUGUUUUGAAUUCACUUUAGUUCACUGCCCUGAUUUAAUGAAAAACAGACAUUUGGAUCAGCUCCUCCUUUGUGCCUUUUACAUUAUGGCAAAGGUAACAAAAGAAGAAAGAACUUUUCAAGAAAUAAUGAAAAGUUACAGGAAUCAGCCCCAAGCUAAUAGUCAUGUAUAUAGAAGUGUUCUUUUGAAAAGUAUUCCAAGAGAAAUUGUGACAUAUAAUAAUGAGAUAAGUGGUGAUUUUGAAAUGACAGAUGGUGACUUGGAAGAGACCAUAAAAACACCUGACUGUUCUAGUGGGCCAGUGAAAGAAGAAAGAGGUGACCUUAUCAAAUUUUACAAUACAAUAUAUGUAGGAAGAGUGAAGUCAUUUGCAUUGAAAUAUGACCUGUCAAAUCAGGACCAUAUGAUGGAUGCUCCACCACUGUCUCCUUUUCCACAUAUUAAGCAACAGACAGGCUCACCACGCCGCAUUUCCCAGCAGCAUUCCAUUUAUGUUUCCCCACACAAGAAUGGGUCUAGCCUCACACCAAGGAGCGCGCUGUUGUACAAGUUCAAUGGCAGCCCUUCUAAGAGUUUGAAAGAUAUCAACAACAUGAUAAGACAAGGUGAUCAGAGAACCAAGAAGCGUGUAAUAGCCAUCAGUGGAGAUGCAGAAUCACCUGCCAAACGCCUCUGCCAAGAAAAUGAUGAUGUUUUACUUAAACGACUACAAGAUGUUGUCAGUGAAAGAGCAAACUAUUAAUGUUUUCCUAUUUUUUUUUUUUUUUUUUUCUUUAUCGGUACUAGGGAUUGAACUCAUGACUGCCUGCUUACAAGACAGGCACUUAUGCCACUGAGCUAAAUCCCCAGCCCAAUGUUUUCCUAUUUCUGAUAAAAGCACUUUCAGGUUGUUCUGCACAAAGUUGGGACUCUAUCCUUCAAACUUUUCCGCUCUGUAGAUGAUAAAUAGCACUGGAUUAUAUAAAUAGGAAUUAAGCCCUUUUUUUUCAUAUUUUUCAAAAUAUCAUUGACAGAUGUAUUUGGGAUUGGAUUGGAAAGGAAUUUGUUUUUGUUUUUGUUUUUGGUACUGGGGAUUGAACUCAGGUCCUUACAUUUACCAGGUAAGUGCUUGAGCCACUGAGCUAAAUCCCUGGCCCUCAAUAGGAAUGUUUUGGGUGUCAUUGUAAAUGCUAAUCAGGAAAAAAAAUACUAAUCGUGAUAGGAUUUUAAGUGUUUGUUCUUUGGGCUUUUAAGAUCAAUUAAGCAGAAAAAUGAUCUUUUAACUUUCUUAAAAAUCUCUCUUAUGCUUGUAAUGCAAAGAUAAAUAAUUAAUUUUACAAAGUAUGAUUGGAAGUUGGGUUUUUUUGGUUUUUUGUACCAGGGAUCAAACUCACAACUACGCCCUUGCCAGACAGGUGGUUAUGCUGCGGAGCUAAAUCCCUGGCAGUAUUUGUAUUUUUAACUUGCUGUUGAAGUUAGGAGUUGAUUAAUAGUACCUAGGCCAAGGGUAAUGCACCAGUCAGUGCCUGGUGCACUGUAGUGACCCUGCAUCCAGAUUCCACUACCAUUUUGGAUAGUCUGGAUUCCUUGUGAUCUUCCUCUCCUUGAGGAUAAACAGCUUUUUACCUGAGCCCUACACUGUUCCUGUUCAUUGGUCUCCAGUCUUGAGCCUCUUACCCUGGUAUUAAAGCCAUUAAGAGUACUUACUCAAUUUCUAAGCUACUAGCAUUUUGUUUUUUCAUAACAUUAACUUAAUUAUAUAUGAUUGUUGUAUUAAAUCAGGCAGUUCACAAAGUAGGAAGCUGCUUCGUAAGCCAGUAGAAUAAAAUUCAGAUAAAAUCUUAGAUACUAAACGUUCUUGUAAUCCCAGCACUUGGGAGGCUGAGGCAGAAGCAUCCCCUUAAAUUCAAAACCAACCUGUAUUAUAUAGUGAGACCCUGCCUCAAAAAAAAAAUAAUGUACUAAAUCUCUUUAAUAGUGUAGCACCAUAAUAGUGUGUCAUAUACCAUUUUUGUGAGAUUUUUUUGUUGUUUUUAUUUUGUUUUUUUGGUACCGGGAAUCAAACUCAGGACCUUGUGCUUGUCAGGCAAGUGCUUAUGCUGCUGAGCUAUAUUCUUUGCCCAAUAUACCAAUUUUGAGGUCAUCAUGUAAUUCAUUGUAAUUCAUGUAAUUCAUCAUGUACAGUCAUUCUUAGUAGUUCUCUUGAGAACUAGUAAAACCAUAUUAAAAUAGAUGUAAGAGUUUAUUACUUUCCCUCUUUGUUUUCAAUAUUAUUAGUGUAUCGUAAGUUUCCUAUUGAGUUUUGACUCCUGGGUCCACCCUCAAGUUGUUUUCCAGAUUAACUUUCCAAAGAAUCAAGUCCUCACUGUUUACUUUUUGUAGCGUGUUUCCAAAAUCUGGAAUGACAUGUAUAAGCCAUUCUUAAUUAAUUUUGAAAUUUUAUCAGUAUAUAUUUUUAAACUGCAAACCUUAGUUUUUAAAAUUCAUAGUGUUGCCAGGCAUGGUGUUACAUUCCUGUAGUCCCAGCACCCCGGAGGCUGAGGUAGGAGAAUCAAGAGUUUGAGAACAGACUGUACUACAGAGUGAGAUUUGCCUGUAACACACACAUACCCACAUGUGUGUGCAUGGGCACCAUCAUAAUGUUGGGGCUAAGGAUUUACCUUAGUAUUAGAGUGCUUGUCUAGCAUUCUCUAGGUCAUGGAUUCUAUCCCCAGCACUGCAAAAAAAAGUAUAAUGUUUAAUUUAUCUAUCCAGUUUAAAUUUUUCCAAGAUUUAGUUGUCAGUUGUAAUUAAUAUCAUCAACAGUUUUAAUUUUAAAUUUUAAGAAAAGAGAUUUUAGCCAGGUAUGGUGGUGCACGCCGGUAAUCUCAGCACUCAGGAGGCUGAGGCAGGAAGAUCAUUAUAAGUUUGAGAACCAGCCUGGCCUACAGAGUGAGUUCAAGGCUACCUUGAACUGCAAGACCCUGUUUCAAAAAAGCAAGACCUUGUUUCAAAGAAGGAAAAAAAAAGGUUUUGGUUACAUUUUUCUGAAAAUGGUAUCCUUUGUGUGUGUGUGCGUAGUAUAUACACAUAAUGUUGUAAGCCAAAUAACAAAAUCCAUCUUGAAGAUUUGUACAUAUUUUUAUGUAGGUAUAACUAUUAUAUCUUAUUUUCACUACUAUGUGUGAAAUAUAAAUAAGUAUUUGUAUGCUCAUUGUGUAAGGAAUUCUGAAUAUGUCUUUAACUUUUUACAAUUUGGUAUUAAUGUAUAUAAAAUAGUUAAUAAAAAUUGGAUUAUCAAAUUAUUGAGAAAACAA